Schistosoma spindalis is the source of this 4406-nucleotide messenger RNA. Lineage: Eukaryota; Metazoa; Platyhelminthes; Trematoda; Strigeidida; Schistosomatidae. The record is from the annotation of a GenBank genome assembly.
AAAUGAAUAAGGAGUGACAAGAUUGCGAAAGUAACUAUUUGUCAGGCGCCUGUAAUGAUUCUGUUAUGGGUGUCGGCAGUUUUAGUGCACUUGGCUCUGAUCUUAUACAUAGCGUUACCGUUGAUUGUAGAAAAGUUUCCUGCUUUUUGUCGGCGAUUAGUUUUUAAAACGCAUAGUGGUCCUAGCUUUGGUUCCAGAGUCUAUACACACUUUGAAUCUGUAGACAUCCCUAGUGGGCAUGGCCACAAUUUCUACAUCGCUUCUCUAGAUGACAAAGCUCUCUUAGGAGUAUGGCAUAUUCUUCCAUCGAAUGAUGAAGAAAUUAGUGCUGCCGAUUCACGGAGUUAUGAAGAAAUAAUGAAUUCAUUGCCUAAUGAUUUGCCUGUAUUUAUUUAUUUCCAUGGCAAUUCUAAAUCAAGAGCUAUUCCUUGGAGAGUGAACAUUUAUAAACUAUUGUCAUCUCUUGGCUAUCACGUUUUUUGUUUCGAUUACAGAGGUUAUGGCGAUUCAACUGGGUCAUUAACUGGAGAAAAUGACUGUCUACUGGAUAGUUUAACAGUUGUUCAAUUCGUUUGUAAACGGUUUCCUUCAGCGCCGAUUUUCUUCUGGGGUCAUUCACUUGGUACUGGGGUUGUCGGUUGUCUUAUGGAUCAUUUAAAUAAAGAGCAUGAUUCUUUACCAAAUAUUCGUCUUCCAAAAGGUAUUAUUCUUGAUGCCCCGUUUACAUGCUUAACUGAUGUGAUACAUCACAGAAUAUUUAUGAAGCCUUAUCAAUUAAUGCCAACAUUACAAGAACGAUUCGUAUCGGCUAUGAACAAAGUAAAAUUAUCAUUUAACACACAGUCAAACCUAAUUAAUUGUCCCAUUCCGAUAAUCAUAUUACACGCUGAAGAUGAUGCUGUUGUACCAUUCACUUUAGGAAAAAAGUAACAUCUAUCUUGUGUGAGCCAGAGGUAGUGUUUGCCGUGAACAAACAAUAAACACUCCAUCGUUUGACAACAUUUCAUGAGUGGAAGAGAACUCUUUACACCCUCGAUUUUACUAAGGAAUUUGAGGGAAUUUAAAAUAACUACCACUGGGAAAUCAGGUAAACAUUGUUUCAAGAAUUUGUGAAAUAAAAUCAGUCACUAAAGGAAAACAACGUUUCUGUUGCCAUAUUCAGCUGAAUUUCCAGGGCUAAAUAUUUUGAAAGUAUUGAUAAUUCUCUUUAUCAUAACAGUUCUUUAUUGAUAUUGACUUGAAUCUUUCUGUGUUGAACUAUUAUUUUUAUGAAUAAUAACAAAUAACUGUAGCUCGCUGAAAUUCUUUCAACUAAUGGUACUUCAGUAUUCUUCAAGCCGUACGAAGGCAAACUCGGUUACCGACAUAAUUUUAUUCACACAGCACCAGAUCUUCCGGAUAUUAUUACGUAAGUACUUUAGUGGACGAAAACUCAGGUGGGAACAACCAAUUUAUCAUUUAAUGCAAAAUUACAGAGUUCUUUCGUAAAAUGUGAAUAACCAUACAUUAAAUGCCUCAUUUGCAAAUCUUCCAUAAAUUGUCUCAAACUUCAUCGUUCCUUCAUUAUUAUUACAAUUACUCUCCUUUUACAUCCCCGUUCUCCUCAAUUCUAUCCUCGCAACCUUCUGCUGCCAGACAUUCCACUUUUGAUUGGUGUAAUAUACUACUUAUGUCUGUCAACAUAAGUAGCAUUCACCACAUUACUAGCGGUUUUUACUAUAUUAGGAAUUAAUAUAUUUAACUUGGAACAACUUGAAUUAAGAUAUAGAGUACAGCAUGCCUGAUAUAUGAAAUAACACCAUUUGAUCAGUUCAUUUAACACGUAUCUUAACAGAAUUAAUUUCUUUUGCUGAUAACUGAAGCGUUUAGUUCUCAAAAUGAAGUUGCCUAUAGGUUCAUUGUUAAUAUCAGAAUAAGCCACGCAAUAAACUAAUAAUUUAUACACACAUAAUAUUUUAGUCAAGGAAUAAUGACAGUACUGGAUUUUGCAAGUAAUAUUUGACAGGUAGAAGAAUUUCCAAACAAGUGGAACCGAAAACACCGAUGAUCAAAUCCCUGUCAACUUCCAAAAAAAUACAUGUUAAUGCCAACGUAAAUAUAUUGAUGCAAACUAUAAACAGAAGUAAAGUUUCGGAUUUAAAAUGAUGCAUUUUUCUUAGGUUUGUCAAAUAAAGUUAGGUACGGUCGGUUUUAAUUAUUGAAAGAACUAGUGAGAUAUCUAGUUCAAUUUCCAAAGACAUGUUUCAGAUGAACUAUCAAUAGUUACAGUGAAGUGUUUAAGUAUUUGGAAUUCGGGAAGCCACUUUUUUAGGCGCUUGAUUUGAUAACUUUAAUUUCAUCUUAUCAUAUCCAAUUUCAAAAGAAAAAACGCAGUUAUUGUCCCUUUAGUAUAAUACUCACGCAUCUCCAACUAUGAAAUCGUAUAUAUUGUUUCACAAUAAUCUAGCUAUUUCAUUUAAUUCUCCGUAAUUUUCAUACCUUAUAUAUCAAUCGCACAAUUGAAAAAGCGAAAAUAUUUUUCCUAAAAGGUAGACUGUACACAUUUCGUUCGAACUGCAAUCGAUAAUUACAUGUAAACUUUGGGAAAUUUCGAAUAACCUUUCAAAAUAACUACGGUUUGGGUAAAUCAUGGCAUACAACUUUCCACUAUCCAACAACUACUUUCUACUUGAAUAAUGUUCUCACCAGGUUACAUUAAGAUCCGUCAGGUUUGUUUCAAAAAUUUCGAAAGUCACAUAGUUAAACAUCAAAACUCACAAUGGGAAAGCUUAAAUGAACUCAAGAUUACAUUUCAAACAUCUCCCGAGUCGCAGCUGGAAAGAUUUUUUAUUUAAAUCAUCUGCUUAUGAAGUGUACUAGCGACUGUUUGCUUUUGAAAAACAUUAGCUGAAGUCCCAAACUAAGAGAUUCUAUUCCUCGGAAUAUGAUAUGUCAUAACUGCUCUCUCCCAACUCUUAGGAAUUACUUUAUUUGUUCGUAAUGAGAAGUCUUACUCAACUAAAUUCAUCAACUGUCAUAGAGGAUACACUUUAUAAAUGUUCUGUAACUCAUCGUCAAGCGUAGUUUAUGUGUGAAACUUUGAAAUUUUUGAAAUGUUUUGACUUUACAACACUGCUAGUGUAUCAGUGAAUCACUGAAUAAGUAAUUUUAGGGGUGGAUACAAUGAUAUAGACAGCCGAAUCAAACACUACUGAAUUUGUGAAGUUGAACCAACUCGGUUAAAAAUAUUCGUACAUUUUUGAAAUGCUUUUUAAUUUUCCGCAUUGUUUCUACGUGGAGUAAUGGUUAUAUUGAAAUAUGUUUGACACAAGGCUUAUUACAAUAUAAUAAUAAUGAUUCCAGUUAUCUUUCAAAUGACAACUAUUUAUGUAUUUUAAAGAAAAUAUUUUUCCAAUAGAAUAUUUCUCUCUUUUGCUAAAUAAUCCUUUAAAGAUGUUUUCUUUUAUCUUAUUCCGUAAUAUUAGAUCAUUUGUUCAAUCCACAUUGUCUGGAAGUUUAAAUGCAUUAGAGGAUUUAAUAAUUUGAAUUUGAUGGUGUAAAUUAGAUAACUAAAUAUUGGAAUAUAUUCUAUUUUCAAUAUCUCUGUGCUGCAUACUAGAUAUCAGCUGAUCUGAUUUUAUGACAAAAAUCAUAUUAUUACAUUCUGUCAAAUUAUUACAUCGUUUUACAAUUUGUUUUAGUUGUGUGUUAUUUUUUGUUUUUAAUAAACCUAUUUUUAUUGGCUUAUUUUAUAAGUUUUUUUAUUUUUACUUUCGACUCAACAUUAUAUAUUACAUCAUUAUUUUUUCUGUCUUAAUAUGUCAGAUUGCUUAUUUCUUAUCUCAUUAUAGUUCUAUUUAUUCUUAUUAUGUUUUCAUCAUCCAGGGAAAUUGUGCCGUUAAAGUUAACAUUCAGAAAUGUAUUAUGUGUAAAUUACAUUCAUCCUAAUAUAUAUUGUGUUUUAAAUUUAAAACUAUAAUAUGGACAAUAUAUGAAAAGAUGUUAAAAUGAAUAUAGCCCUAUCUAAAUACAUAUCGUUUUAAUACCAUUGAUUAAUACCUAAUUAAUUGAUUAUCUUUUUUAGUUUUGAGUAGAACUAUUUCAUCUGAAUACUGUAAAUAAGCUGUCAUAAGUGACUUUAUUUAUAUCCGAAAGGCAUCGCUCAACGACUGGUGUCUGAUAAUUUGAAGGUAUUCAAAUGGCAUUAGGACUAAUAUAUGAAAAUAUGCUUGACCAGAUGUUAUUCAGAGGUCAGCUUCUGUGUUGGUUGAUAAGAAAAUUCACUCAGGCGAGAGAACUUUGUUGAAGUCAACUCAAGCAGUUGUUAAGAAUAGUUUCUUACUAAAGCUGUGACUCAGUACUAUUACUUACCUUACAUAUCAUUUUUUCCUUUUGAGUGCUAACUAAUCAUAUUUCUAUUAGCAUAU